This is a messenger RNA of Zingiber officinale, 1394 nucleotides long. Its product is annotated as nodulation protein H-like. The record is from RefSeq and is a predicted model, not a curated record. NCBI's taxonomy places the organism in Eukaryota, Viridiplantae, Streptophyta, Magnoliopsida, Zingiberales, Zingiberaceae. The transcript has 7 exons. Bases 103 to 1140 code for a protein of 345 amino acids.
CUCUCGCCUGCUAGAAACCUCGCAUUACCAACAACAAAAACAAAAGAGGUUUUUUGGAAUAGUUCAUAGAAGAAUCGAAGAAUAGGUUGCGGAAAAAAGGACAUGAUGGUGGAGGAGCGGUGCUUCUUCAACAAGGACACACUUGUUGUCAAGGCACCAAAGAAAACACACAUUGCAUUGAAGAUGUUUAUGUUAGUUACUGUGACAAUAUGCGGCAUCUAUAUUUGCUCGGUAUGUACAAAGCAGAUAAGAAUGCAAAGCAGACCCAGAAUUUUGAAAUUUGAGAUAAUCAAACCACCUUGCAAGAAUUCUUCAGUAUCACAUCGAGAAUUCGCGUAUUUGCACUAUCCAUCACCAGUCACUCAUAGCAGGGAGGAAUGUGCAUGUACACCAGUUCAUUUUUUUUCUAUCGUGUCGAUGCAGAGGUCUGGAAGUGGGUGGUUCGAGACUCUCUUAAAUAGUCAUGUUAACAUUAGUUCUAAUGGGGAGAUCUUCUCUCCCAAAGAAAGGAGAACUAACAUAUCUACAAUCAUAAGGGCAUUGGACAAAGUGUAUAAUCUCGAUUGGUUUAGUAGUGCUUCGAAAAAUGAAUGCACUGCAGCUGCUGGCUUCAAGUGGAUGCUUAAUCAGGGUCUGAUGGACAAUUGCAUAAAAGUCAUCCAAUAUUUCAGGGAAAGAGGUGUCUCUGUAAUAUUCCUAUUCAGAAGGAACUUACUUCGUCGUUUAGUUUCACAGCUCGCAAAUGAUCAUGAUCGCAGUACUAAGCAACUAAAUGGAACACAUAAAGCUCAUGUACAUUCUGAAAAUGAGGCCAACAUUCUCGCAAUGUACAAGCCAAGGAUCAAUACCUCCGAGUUAAUCUCAAAUCUUAAAAAUGCUGAAAAGUUUGCGAGUGAUGCCUUGGAGCACUUCAACAAUAUCCGCCACAUCGUUCUGUACUACGAGGAUCUUUUGCAAAAUAGUACUAAGAUGAUGGAUGUCCUGGAGUUCCUCAAAGUACCUCACAGAAAACUAGUUAGUCGGCAUGUUAAGAUACACACAAAACCACUACCCAGUUUGAUCGAAAACUGGGAUGAAAUUUACACCAGUCUCAAAGGAACAGAGUAUGAGAGCUUCUUGAAAGCUGAUUAUGUUUCAUAGAUAAUCUUGCCUCUGCACGAAUUCCUGUUAGCCGGGUUUUCCACGGCAUGGUCAUGGCAAGCAGAUUUUCUAUCAAGAGGCUCAAGACAGAAAGACACAAGAAACACUGAGUAGACUUCUUGCACACGGUUAUUCCAUGUUAAAGAUGGAUCAUUCCAACCUACAGAUCUUUUAUUUUAUUUGAAUAUAUAAUAUCUAUAUAUAGUUCAUUGUGUUUUUUAAUUUUAUUUUUUAUAUUAUUUCUCCUCAUAAAA